GCCAUGCCGCCCCCCCCCCUCGCUCUGCUGCUGCUCUUCGCCGCCGCCGCCGCCCCCCCGGCGCCCCCCGGCACCGCGCUCCGACCAGAGGCCGCGGGGAUGGGAGGCCCCGGGGGCUCCGCUGCGACCACCCCGAGGGGCACGGCCCCCCCGACGGCCGCCGCCACGACCCCCCUUAGGAGCUCCGCUGCGACCACCCCGAGGGGUUCGGCCCCCCCGAGGGGCACAGCCGCCCCGAAGGGCUCCGCUGCGACCACCCCGAGGGGCGCAGCCCCCACAAAGGGCACCGCCACGGCCCUCCCGAAGGGCACGGCGACGACCCCCACGAAAAGAACGGAGCGGGGGGGGCCGAGCAGCGCAGCCCCCACCCGAGGGGGGCCAGGGCCCAAAGCCCCCGUGCCCAGAAAGAAGAAGCUGGUGAGGGUCAAAGUGGUGCGGAAGAAAGUGCUGAAGAAGAGACCCAAAGCUCCAGCCAAGAGCCCUCCUGCCCCCCAGGAGCAGCCGUGCCCCCCUCUGGGGCUGGAGUCCCUGCGGGUUCAGGACUCCCAGCUGCGCUCCUCCAGCGACAAACGUUACGGGCUGGGAGCCCAUCGAGGGCGGCUCAACAUCCAGUCAGGGCUCUACGACGGGGAUUUCUUUGACGGCGGUUGGUGCGCGGGGCAGGAGGACGCAGGGCAGUGGCUGGAGGUGGACGCGCGACGCCUCACCAACUUCACCGGGGUCAUCACACAGGGGCUCAACUCCAUCUGGACGUACGACUGGGUGACCUCCUACAAGGUGCAGUUCAGCAACGACACGCACACGUGGCAGCCGUGUCGCAACGGCACCGAGGAGGCGGUGUUUCCAGCCAACAAAGACCCUGAGACGCCGGUGCUGAACGCGCUGCCGUGCCCGGCGGUGGCACGGUACAUCCGCAUCAACCCCCAGAGCUGGUUUGAGAACGGCACCGUGUGCCUGCGGGCCGAAGUGCUGGGCUGUGCCAUGCCAGACCCCAACAACAUCUACCAGUGGCCCAAUGAACCCGCGCCCACCGACAAGCUGGAUUUCCGGCACCACAACUACAAGGAGAUGAGGAAGCUGAUGAAGAGGGUGAACGAGGAGUGCCCCAACAUCACCCGCAUCUACAGCAUCGGGAAGAGCUACCUGGGCCUCAAGAUGUACGUCAUGGAGAUCUCCGACAACCCGGGGCGGCACGAAGUGGGCGAGCCCGAGUUCCGCUACGUGGCUGGGAUGCACGGCAAUGAGGUGCUGGGCCGGGAGCUGCUGCUCAACCUGAUGGAGUACCUGUGCCGCGAGUUCCGGCGCGGCAAUCCCCGCGUGGUGCAGCUGGUCACCGGCACUCGCAUCCACCUCCUGCCCUCCAUGAACCCUGACGGCUACGAGACCGCCUACCGCCUGGGCUCGGAGCUGUCGGGUUGGGCCAUGGGCCGCUGGACCUAUGAGGGCAUCGACCUCAACCACAACUUCGCCGACCUCAACACGGCGCUGUGGGACGCUGAGGACAACGACCUGGUGCCCCACCAGUUCCCCAACCACUACAUCCCCAUCCCUGAGUACUACACCUUCGCCAACGCCACGGUGGCCCCAGAGACGCGGGCGGUGAUCGACUGGAUGCAGCGCUACCCCUUUGUGCUGAGCGCCAACCUGCACGGCGGGGAGCUGGUGGUCACCUACCCCUUUGACAUGACCCGCACCUACUGGAAGGCUCAGGAAUUGACCCCCACGGCAGACGACGGCGUGUUCCGCUGGUUGGCCACCGUCUACGCCACCUCCAACCUGGCCAUGGCCAGCGAGGAGCGCCGCCUCUGCCACUACGACGACUUCAUGCGCUCCGGCAACAUCAUCAACGGGGCCAACUGGCACACGGUGCCCGGCAGUAUGAAUGACUUCAGCUACCUGCACACCAACUGCUUUGAGAUCACGGUGGAGCUGUCAUGCGACAAAUUCCCCCACGUCUCCGAGCUGCCGACCGAGUGGGAGAACAACCGCGAGUCGCUGCUGCUCUACAUGGAGCAGGUGCACCGUGGCAUUAAGGGGGUGGUUCGGGAUGAAGAGACGGAUGAGGGCAUCGCCAACGCCAUCAUCUCUGUGGAUGGCAUCAACCACGACGUGCGGACAGCUGUGGAUGGGGAUUACUGGCGGCUGCUGAACCCCGGCGAGUACGAGGUGACGGCGCGGGCCGAGGGCUACGAGGCGGCCACACGGCCGUGCCGCGUCUCCUUCGAGAACGUUCCCACGCCCUGCAGCUUCCGCCUGGCGCGGCGGCGUUUGCGGGGCCGGGGCCCGCCGGACCUCCAGCUGCGGCUGCACCGCCACCGCCUGCGCCGCCUGCGCGCCCAGCGCCGCGCGCCCUGA
Molecule: messenger RNA, 2355 nt
Organism: Lagopus muta (rock ptarmigan)
Lineage: Eukaryota; Metazoa; Chordata; Aves; Galliformes; Phasianidae
Gene: CPXM1
Product: carboxypeptidase X, M14 family member 1
Exons: 14
Coding region: 4-2355 (783 amino acids)
Biological process (GO): proteolysis
Molecular function (GO): zinc ion binding; metallocarboxypeptidase activity
Source: RefSeq, a predicted model, not a curated record